AUGAUUAAAAGAUUAGUACUACUACGACCGAUCAUAUUCAAUAUUCAUAGAAGAAAACGACUAUUUCAAACAACAACUUGCAUAAAUACAAAUGUCAAAUCAACUAUCAACUUCAUAUCAAAUACUAUUUCAAAUCAAUUUGAUUUUAAUGAUUCAACUACCCAAACUUUAAUAUCUCAAGUACCUAAUUUAAAACUGAAUUUAAACAAAGCAGUGGAUUAUGAAAAUAAACUCUACACUUUAUUAUUGUAUGAUCCAAUUUUAAUUGACCCAAAAUUAUAUUUAUUCUUUUAUUAUCAUGAUGUCAAUCGAAAUGAAACAAUUAAAAAAUUAUUAAUUAAAAGAUUGGUAUAUCAUAGACAAUUUAAAGCAUGCUGGCAAAUAUUUAUGGAAUCAUAUACUUCUAUUUCAGAUCUAGAUACAUUUAUAGAAACUGUUGAUGGUGUUUUACAUUCAAAAUUUGAUUUUUUGGAUUUCAUACUAUGUAUGCCCUUGGAGGAUAAUCAUCAAUUUAAACAACUAGUUAAUACAAUUACAUAUAUAUAUAAACCAGAUUUUGAAAUAGAGGAGAUUAUUGAAUUAUGGUCACAAUAUAGUAUAAGUCCACCUUUAAAAGAUGAUACAAUCGAGUACAAGAUUAUAUACCUUAAGAAAAUGAUUGAUAAAGAUCCUGAAGAUGUUUUUUAUUAUAUUUCAAAGUAUCCUGAAGUUUUAAAUUAUCCAGGUUGGACAAGUUUAUUACCAAAUCAAUCAACAUGUAAAUAUUCACCCAGACCAAAAUUUGAAAUGACUGAUACGAUAAAAGUUUUAGACGAAACAGAUACAUUAAAUGUAUUAGAUUCAGUGGAUCCAUCAAAGAUACUACAACUCACCACCAGUCAAAAUAGUAUAUUGAUUAAUAUGAUAGCUAGACGAAUUUUGAAAAAUCCAAAUCCAGAAGCAAUUGAUAUUUUAUUCAACUACAGUCUUUUAUUGAAUGAGAAAAGCUUAAAUUUAUUAUGUAGUCUAGCUAUUGAAUAUAAUCUAGAUUUAAUUAAAUUACCUCAAAAAUGUUUAGAUAAAUUUGAAUCAUCUUUAGAACCUCAACAAUACAUUCAAAUCAUAAAAUCAACAAAUAAAAAUCAUAAAUUAUGUAGAAAAUUCAUACAUUCAUAUGCAUACAUUGCAAACUCGAAAGAUUUUCAACAAUUGAUACUAUCUGCUGGCUCAGAAUUAAAUAAAAUUACAAUACUUGAAAUCUUUCGAGCUGCAAUAUUGAAAUCCAAAAUAUUUGAUCAAUUGGUCAUUAUACCUAUUUUCAAUAUACUAAUUACCAAAUCAAUAAAAGGUUCAACUGGUUAUCAAUUAAACAGGUCAUUAAAUUUUGUACUUGAUUGUUUUUGUCAAUCGAUAUCAUUAGCAGAUUCAAAAGAUAUAGCAAAAAUAUUAGAUAUAUUAUCAGAUUAUAUCCAGAGUGAAAAAUUCAACUAUGAUGUAAAUUUUAAACGGCAUAUCUUGGAGAGGAUAAUUAAUCGAGUAAUUGAAUUUGUCAUAUUCACAACAAGAAAAGAAGAUGCAUUAAUAGUGAUACAAGGUGUUAAAGAUAAUUUAAGGGCUAAUAAAUGGUAUUUUAGAAAAUGGAUAAUAAUGAAACUUAUAAUUGAUGAUCAUAAAAAUGCUAUGAGAUUAAUUAAAUUUUAUCAGGAAGAUAAAUUUAUACUUUCAAAAUAUCAUUCCUAUUUCAUUUCGGGAAUUUUACAAAAUAGGAAACUAAAAUUACGUGAAAAAUUCGAAUUGAUUGAUCGUUUGAAAAAGAAAUAUGAGGAAUUAAAAUUAGAGAAUAAAUUAAAGGAUAAACAUUACUUAACUAUUGCUACUCAGUUAUAUAUAUUUAAAAAAAAUAAAGAAUUGGAUAUGGAUUCGAUUCGGUGGUUCUGUAAAGAGUUUAAAGACAGUAAAAAGUUUAGAGAGGUUAUUAAACGGAGAGUAAGGCAAAAGAAUGAUUUAUAUAAUUUAAUGUGA
Messenger RNA from Insectozyma verbasci, 2001 nucleotides. NCBI's taxonomy places the organism in Eukaryota, Fungi, Ascomycota, Pichiomycetes, Serinales, Debaryomycetaceae. The record is from the annotation of a GenBank genome assembly.